Molecule: messenger RNA, 954 nt
Organism: Gekko japonicus
Lineage: Eukaryota; Metazoa; Chordata; Lepidosauria; Squamata; Gekkonidae
Product: olfactory receptor 10A7-like
Exons: 1
Coding region: 1-954 (317 amino acids)
Biological process (GO): G protein-coupled receptor signaling pathway
Cellular component (GO): membrane
Molecular function (GO): olfactory receptor activity; G protein-coupled receptor activity
Source: RefSeq, a predicted model, not a curated record
AUGGAACAUACCAACCCCUGGAACAAGGAAACAGAUCAGAAUGUAACUCAUGUAUCAGUAUUUAUUUUCCUGGGAUUUUCGGCAAAGCCAUUGGGACAACUGCUAUUUUUCCUUCUCUUCUUGACUAUCUACACCCUGACCCUGUUGGGAAAUGGCCUCAUUAUCUUCCUCACAUUAAUCAGCCCAGCCCUACAGACACCCAUGUAUUUCUUCCUUCGGAAUCUCUCUUUUGUGGAGAUUUGCUAUAGCUCAAUCACCCUACCUCGAUUACUGAUUAGUUAUGUCACUGGGAACAACAAGAUCUCUUUCAUUGGUUGUGCAGUCCAGAUGUAUUUUUUCCUGAUUCUGGGCAGUGCAGAGUGUUACAUCCUAGGUGCUAUGGCAUAUGAUCGAUACGUGGCCGUGUUUCACCCUCUGAGGUACAUGACCAUCAUGGACAAACAUUCCUGUACCCUGCUGGUUGUUGGGUCUUGGUUGAGUGGCAUUCCAGCUUCUUUUGUCCAAACCACCUGGGCUUUUAUCUCCCCAUUUUGUGGUCCUAAUGAAAUUGAUCACUUCUUCUGUGAUAUCCCCCCUGUCCUGAGGCUGGUUUGUGCGGACACUUCCCAGAAUGAAAUUGCUAUGUUCACGUUUGCUGUGAUCGUUGUCAUUGCCCCCUUCAUGCUAAUCCUCAUUUCUUAUUCUCACAUCAUAGCUGCUGUGGUGAAGAUGAGCUCAUCUGAGAACAGGAAAAAGGCUGUCUCUACAUGUUCCUCACACCUUCUCGUGGUUACUUUGUUCUAUGGUUCUGGCAUGGUAGUGUAUACGUGUCCACAAUCCAGUGGAAAUUCAGGGACUGACAAGGUUGUUUCCCUCUUCUAUACCAUAGUCACUCCCAUGCUGAAUCCUGUCAUAUAUACUCUCAGGAACCAGGAGGUGAAAGAUGCCCUGUGGAAGACUAUGGCUAGUUAUUAG